CGCAGCUGGAUCCGAGGUGCCAGCCCCUCCGCGUUCGCGCAUGGAGGGGCGCGUGAGCCCCGUGGGCUCGUCCCGCAGCAUCCCCGCCGCGGCCGUGCUGUGCCGUGGCCCCGUGGAGCCUGUGGUCUUCCUGGCCAACUUUGCCCUGGUCCUGCAAGGCCCGCUCACCACGCAGUACCUGUGGCACCGGUUCAGCACCGAGCUGGGCUACAAUGGCACCCGCCACCGGGGGAACUGCGGGAACCAAAGCGCGGAUCCCAUCAUGAAGGAAGUGGAGACCCUGACUUCCCACUGGACCCUCUACAUGAACGUGGGCGGCUUCCUGGUGGGACUUUUCUGGUCCACCCUUCUGGGAGCCUGGAGUGACCGCGUGGGUCGCCGCCCACUGCUGGUGCUGUCCUCUCUUGGCCUGCUGCUCCAGGUCGUGGUGUCCAUCUUCGUGGUGCAGCUAGAGCUGCACGUCGGCUUCUUCGUGCUUGGCCGAGUCCUUUGUGCCCUGCUAGGAGACUUCAAUGGCCUACUGGCUGCUAGCUUUGCCUCUGUGGCAGAUGUCAGCUCUAACCACAGUCGCACCUUCCGCAUGGCUCUGCUGGAAGCAUGCAUUGGUGUGGCUGGGACUCUGGCAAGCCUUCUUGGGGGUCAUUGGCUCCGGGCCCAGGGUUAUGCCAACCCCUUCUGGCUGGCUCUGGCCCUGCUGAUCGUCGUGACGCUGUAUGCAGCAUUCUGUUUUGGUGAGACAGUGAAGGAGCCAAAGUCCACCAGGCUUUUCACGCUCCACCAUCACCGAUCCAUUGCCCGGCUGUAUGUGGUCCCAUCCCCAGAGAAAUCCAGGAAGCAUCUAGCCCUGUACUCAUUGUCCAUCUUCGUUGUGGUCACUGUGCACUUUGGGGCUCAGGACAUCCUGACGCUCUAUGAGCUGAGUACGCCCCUCUGCUGGGACUCCAAGUUGGUUGGCUAUGGCUCUGCAGCCCAGCACCUACCCUACCUCACCAGCCUGGUCGGCCUAAAACUUCUGCAGUACUGCCUGGCGGACACCUGGGUGGCUGAGAUUGGCCUGUCCUUCAACAUCCUGGGCAUGGUGGUCUUUGCAUUUGCUACCACCACACCCCUCAUGUUCACAGGCUACGGGUUGCUUUUCUUGUCAUUGGUCACUACACCUGUCAUCCGGGCCAAGCUCUCCAAGCUGGUGAGCGAGUCGGAGCAUGGUGCUCUUUUUUCUGCUGUGGCCUGUGUGAAUAGCUUGGCCAUGCUGACGGCCUCUGGCAUCUUCAACUCACUCUACCCAGCCACUCUGAACUUCAUGAAGGGCUUCCCCUUCCUCCUGGGAGCUGGCCUCCUCUUCAUCCCGGCCAUUCUGAUCGGGGUGCUGGAGAAGGUUAAUCCACGUGCUGAAUUCCAGCAGUUUCCUCACAGUUCCUGAUCUGCCAGAGGCCAUGAGGAACAGUGGACCCGCACCAGCCAGCCCUCUGAGGGCAGUACUCACUUUGGACAGGGUGCUCAAGCCAGUUAGGGGCGCCACCUGGCCUCCCACUAAGCCAGUCCCUGCGUAGGGUCUCCAGUCUAACCAGGACAGGCCCACUCAGGGCAGGCUACGGGGAGCCACUUGAGCCAGGGGUUUCUUGACCCUUUAUGCCAUUCAGCAUUCAGCAGCCUCCAGAGUGAAGGAAACGGCACUUCAGGGACCAAGUGAAGCAUGAGAACCAACCUCUCCUUCCAGCCCGUGGUUCUAGGUCCCUGAUGUGUGCAGUGGCCUCCAUUCAGCCCCAAUGAGAAGUAUGGUACCUGGGGGAGUGUUGGCCCAGAGGCAGAAGCCUCGUCUGUGGUUGGGAAUCAGCCCUUGACCCCACCACCCUUGACCCCAGCCAUGUCACUUGUCACAGUAAAUUGUUUGAGCCAGACUGAAGAGUCACGGGGCUUUGGGGCUUUCUGCCUUUCUGCUCUUGGCGUGUUUGGCACA
Molecule: messenger RNA, 1957 nt
Organism: Peromyscus eremicus (cactus mouse)
Lineage: Eukaryota; Metazoa; Chordata; Mammalia; Rodentia; Cricetidae
Gene: Slc46a1
Product: solute carrier family 46 member 1
Exons: 5
Coding region: 41-1420 (459 amino acids)
Biological process (GO): transmembrane transport
Cellular component (GO): plasma membrane
Molecular function (GO): transmembrane transporter activity
Source: RefSeq, a predicted model, not a curated record